Molecule: messenger RNA, 630 nt
Organism: Penicillium manginii
Lineage: Eukaryota; Fungi; Ascomycota; Eurotiomycetes; Eurotiales; Aspergillaceae
Exons: 1
Coding region: 1-630 (209 amino acids)
Source: RefSeq, a predicted model, not a curated record
AUGUCAAGCGUACCGUUCAACGCCGACCCCGAUUCCGGUCUAUCGAAGAACUCCGAGCCCUACAAACGAUCUCACAAAACAACCAAGACCUGGGCAAUUGGCACCUUCUCCGCCGGAAUCGUCUCCGCCAUCGUGGGCGGAGCUCUCCUCGGCGCAUACUUUCGCAAAGCGUGGACCAGCUGCGAGGCCGCACGCAAGGCACUCAGCGAUAACAAUUUCGACAGUAUACCCGAUUAUGAGUGCAUGGGUCCGGGCCAGUUAUUUUGGGCUGGCGCAUUCUUCAUCGUGGUGUCUUGUGUUCUCGGUAUCUGUUUUAUCGUCUUCUUGAUACUUUACUGCACUCGUCGAGGCCGCAGGAACAGCCCGGGAGUAAUGUAUCACAGUGCUCCAAUCACCGAUCACAAUUACGCCCAGCCUUAUGAUCCGUAUGCUGCUCGUCUCGCUGGCCCGCCGCCUGGUUACCCUAUGCCGGCACCACAAUAUGAUGACCAGCCGAAUACGCAGUCUAAUUUUCCGAUGGUUCAAGUGAAGACACCAUCGCCAUCACCGGUGCCAGAGCCAGAACCAGCUCACUACGACCUAAAGUUUCAGCAUCCGCCAAAGGAUAAUUCUCCUGAUCGAUUCUCUUGA